Molecule: messenger RNA, 1629 nt
Organism: Aspergillus luchuensis
Lineage: Eukaryota; Fungi; Ascomycota; Eurotiomycetes; Eurotiales; Aspergillaceae
Exons: 2
Coding region: 1-1629 (542 amino acids)
Source: RefSeq, a predicted model, not a curated record
AUGGCAGCAGGAUGGUUCACCAUUGUUGUCUUGUUAUUGGGCAGUGUGCUAGAGGCCUUUUCAACGAAUUUACCUCUACAGACAGAGGAACUAUGGCAGGAAAGUUCGGAAAUCCGGAUCUCACCGUCCUUUUGCUUGCCCGUAGUGCUUAGGACUAGCACGUCCACCCAGACAAUCACAGUUCAACAGCCUGGUCACAUCCAACACAGUACACGGCAAACGUCAAGCGUGCAGCCGGUGAUAUCGAGCACAAAGUACCCUGCAUCAAAAGUGCCAGAAGACAAACAAGAGACUCCAGACGUACAGACGAGGACGACUGUUUCUCUCCAUCCCACUUCCUUCAGUCGGGCAGUCUCCUCUAGCUCGCGGCCUAGUCGUCUUUCCACCAGUAGGCGCGAUCAUGAUAAUGCUAUAUUCGGUGUCCUGUCGAUAGUGCGGGAACCUGUGCCGAAACCGCCCCCAACUACGAUCUUCAAGACAAAACAAGACCCCACUGCUUCACGAUUCGUUUCAGUCGAUCUGACGAGUAAAAGUAACCUGAUACCAGAAUUCAGAACAAGCAUCAUGGAUACAAUGACCUUAAUAGCAAACUUGAACGUGGAUCCCUCAUCACCAUCAACAAGCGGGGCGCUUGUAUUCGAUUUAGAGACGUCCAGUCUCGACUCCUUUGAAAACGUCACUUCCACAUCCAAGAAAUCAACAUGGGCGGUCUCCCAUCAUAGCAUGUCGGAUAGUGAUCCAAGAAUGGGGGUUGGCACCGAUCAAGGUACCGCGGGAACGGCAACUGUACAGCUUAGCCCUUUUAAAGGGGAUAGCCGUCCCCAGUCUACCAGCACAUGGUGUACGUAUAGGCCAUUAUUUCAAUGUCAGACACCUUCAGAUGCAACAGUGUCUGAGACGAGGAAAGCAACACCAAUCAGUUAUCCACAACCUCUCCUCAUUAUGUCGACCUACACGAAGCCGUUGAACACACCCUUAUCAUCGGCCAGAGUGCUGCUAUAUCACAGCGGCGAACAACCAAUGGGAACGAACGAGGCGAAAGGUAAUUACAUUGUCCUUAUCAAUUCUGACCAUUUAGAUAGUCUAUCUGAAGGUUCCCUGCCUCGAUAUACGAUUAGUAUUCCAUCUCCCGAUAGGGAGAAUAACAGACUCACAGGCUCUGAUAAUCCGCAGCCUAGUACGACGUUGAAUUCCAGUUCGAUGGCGUCGGUAACCACGUGGAGUGAUGCAGGGUUUGUGGACCAUCAGACGGCGUCGACGACCUUGGAUGUGUCGAACGGCCCAAGUAGGACGCCAAAAUCUACUGAUACCGCAACAGCAACAUCCGUUCGCAGCGGUUCGGUGAUUGAUGGUCUUCGCCGCGCACGGACUAUAUCGCGUCGGAGCUUGGGCAUGUCAGUCAGCGCGGCCGUUGGAGGCACUACUAUAUUCCUGUUGAUGUUUGUCUUGCACCGGCCUUUUUACCGAUGGAUUUGCAGACGACGUACGGGCAUGAUUUGGAUCGGCCACGCAUCAGCCGCAAGCAGGAGCCAUCAUACAGAGCCGCGUUCACCUCCCAUGCAAUAUCCGGAGAUAUCCCACUUUUCCGAUGAUUCAGAAGCAGACUAUACGAAAGCACACAGGGCGUAA